Messenger RNA from Sitophilus oryzae (rice weevil), 3895 nucleotides. RefSeq names its product synaptic functional regulator FMR1 (gene Fmr1). Gene Ontology annotation, biological process: regulation of dendritic spine development; regulation of mRNA stability; positive regulation of translation. The transcript is spliced from 12 exons. Bases 93 to 2063 code for a protein of 656 amino acids. Gene Ontology annotation, cellular component: postsynaptic density; neuronal cell body; dendritic spine. Gene Ontology annotation, molecular function: translation regulator activity; protein homodimerization activity; mRNA 3'-UTR binding. The record is from RefSeq and is a predicted model, not a curated record. NCBI's taxonomy places the organism in Eukaryota, Metazoa, Arthropoda, Insecta, Coleoptera, Curculionidae.
CCUAUAAAGAAAUGACACUUGUUUCUAUUGUUUAUAAACUUUGUCAAACGCUUUGAACCGUCAAAUACGAACGGAACAUUUGCAAGGCAUUCAUGGGAGUUUAUUUAGAUAGCGGCAGUGCGACUCGUUCUCAGCUCAAGGCUGUUUCCUCACCCAAGAGUGAAAUCAACAUGGAGGAUCUAGCUGUAGAAGUUGUCGGCGAAAACGGAGCCCUUUAUAAGGGCUUCAUUGUCGACGUUUACGAUGACGGUGUUCUCGUUCACUUCGAAGACGAGUGGCAACCCGAUUCAAAAUUCCCCUAUGAACAAGCCAGGCUGCCACCUAAUCCAGAAACCAAAAUUGAAUUUACCGAAGGCAUGGAAGUGGAGGUGUUUUCCAGAUCCAACAAUCAGGAAGGGUAUGGAUGGUGGAAAGCCAGGAUAAAAAUGAUGAAAGGUGACUUCUAUGUGUUGGAAUAUCUUGGCUGGGAAAAUACCUAUACUGAAAUUGUCAGUAACGAUAGGCUCAGGCAGAAAAACGCCAAUCCUCCAAUCGAUAAGUCUUUGUUUACCAAAUUUGAAAUCGAAGUUCCUGAGGAUAUUAGAGAAUACUGUAAAAAAGACACCCACAUAGAAUUCGCCAAGGCCAUCGGCGCCGGCCAAAUCACCUACAAUCCCGAAAAAGGCUGCCUGGUUGUGAUAUCCCGGAACGACGCCAGCAAAAAGAAAGCCGCGCUGCUCCAAGACAUGCACUUUCGAAGUCUUUCCCAGAAGGUGUUCCUCCUGAAGCGGACCGAAGAGGCCGCCCGACAGUUGGAGAACACCAAACUGGCCACCAUCGGCGGCUACUCGGACGAGUUCCACGUCAAGGAGUACUUGAUGGGACUGGCCAUCGGGGCGCACGGCGUCAACAUCCAGCAAGCGAGGAAAGUGGAGGGGAUAACCAACAUUGAAUUGGAGGAGAACACGUGUACGUUUAAGAUAUACGGAGAAAGUAACGAUGCGGUUAAAAAAGCUAGGUCGAUGUUAGAAUAUGGUGAAGAAUCCCUUCAAGUUCCCAGAGCUUUGGUGGGUAAAGUGAUCGGAAAAAAUGGUAGGAUUAUACAAGAAAUUGUAGACAAAAGCGGAGUGGUUAGGGUAAAAAUUGAAGGCGAUAACGAACCUCAACCGACAAUCCCACGGGAAGAAGGGCAGGUUCCCUUCUUGUUUGUAGGCACCGUUGAAAGUAUAUCAAAUGCAAAGGUCUUGUUGCAGUAUCACUUAGCUCACCUAAAGGAAGUGGAACAACUCCGCCAGAACAAACUAGAAAUCGAUCAGCAGCUGCGCAGCAUCGGCUCCAACAUGGGCUCCAUGCAGUCCCUCUCCAUGGGCGGACGGCGUUCCGAACGCGGGUACAGCUCGGACAUGGACGGCCGCGGACCCAGGGGAGGUUCGCGAGGCGGCCGCGGCGGCAACCGUGGCAGGGGAGGCGGCCCGCGCCAAGGCGGCGACCGCUACGGCCAGGAUAUGCGUCACCAGACACCGGACAAUUCCGAUGACCGUUUCUCCGAGCGCAGGGGGUACGGAGGCAGAUACAACGGGCCCAGAAAUGACAGGAGGCCGCUGCGUAGGAACGACCCUAGACACGGCGACGACAGACGCAGGAACCACGACGACGAGGAAACGGUUUUGGACAGUCAGGAAGUGUCCAGUGCGGACAGAGAAUCGAUCUCUAGUCAGGAGGGCGGCGCGUGGUCAGGCGGAGGCGGCGCCGCGAGAGCUGGCGGGCGACGCAAGCGCAAAGGCGGGCCUCGUAGGGCGGCCUCGGUGAAGGGCGGCGAGCUGCCCCAGGAAGACUCACGGCUUAACAAUAACGAUCCGGCUACGGUGACUGUGGUCCCAGUGUCCAACCACACCGACAACAUAGAUGCACCACCGGUAGCCGCCAACAACAACGGCCACAUCAAGCAGAACGGCUCCGGAUCCGAGCGCGGCGCUGGUGGAGGUCCAAAACCGCGCCCCAACAAGCCUCCGCCGAGCAACAGACGCCCGGACCGCGGCGGGGACAAGCCCAAGGAAGCCUUGGUGAACGGGACGGCGGCCUAGGUGUGCGCGCAUCUCUGAUCCGUGGAUAAAACGGCGCGCGCUUUACGUCUGAUACACAUAGCGGGCGGUAUUGUCGACGGGAGGGGGAGGGGGACUAAACGCGAGUUUGUAGGUUAUGGAAUUAUUUUUUUCGAGUUCUGAUAUCGGUCUUUGUUUUGUACAUUGUGUACUUAACCUUAUUAAGAAUCUAGUUCACAUUUGAGUGGACUUGUUGAAAUGAUUUUUGUAAGUUGCUUAAUUAUGAGUGUUUUUUUUUAAACUUUUUACCUCUGUGAAAAUCUUUUACGGUUUUGUCUUUUUCAUUUGUAGUCAUGAAAUGUCCUUAAUUUGUUUGACUGGAAAAUUGAACAGUAUAAAAUUUAGAAGAGGAAAAACUUUAUUAACUUUUGGAGAAAAAUGGCAUUCUACAUAGAAGUUUUUACUUCUUCUAAAAUAGUUAAUCUCGUUAAAUGUUUUCAAAUUUCCAUUCUGUUUUAGAGAAAAAUAUGAAAAUAUGGUUGAAUUUUUUACGGAAUGAAAUUAAAACGGUAAACAAUAUGGCGUUACUGAAAAUUAAUAAUAACCAUCUACCAAAGAAUGAAAACCUAAAAAUGAUAUUGCCAUAGAAACGCGUUUUGAUUUUUGAAAAUUCAACUAUAUUUUCAUUUUCUUUUUGUUUUUCUCUAAAACGGUAUGGGAAUUUUUAAAGUAAUAAACAGAAUUGAGAGACCACUUUAGACCAAGCAAAAAAACUAUAUGAAGAAUGGAUUUCUUCCAAAAAGAUAAUAAUAAAAACGUUUUUCCUCUUCUAAAGACAAUGAAGGGACAUACUGUAGUGUAUACCAUGGUUUUACAAAAAAUAUAUCCCUGAAACACAUCCUAGGAGAAUCAGCUCUUAAUGUCAGUAAAUCUUAAAAGUUACCAAAUCGACACGUUGACUCAGAACGGCGAGAAAAUGUCUAUUAGGUGACGUUUUUAGAUUUAUUGACAUUGAGUUAAUUUUUACGUGUUCAAAGUUUUUAAAAUUCGUAACGUUGUCUGGCGAAAUAAAUUUUUCAGUUUGAGGAAUCAAAGUCGUCGGUUUCAUGAAUACAGAUGAAAGAAAGACCAAAAAAUAUUUAAAAUACAUUCAGUAGACUAAAUUCUCAAGAUAUAUUAGCUUUAAGUAUGUGUUAUGAAUGAAUAAAAUCUCCAGAUAUGGAUCAACACACGUCAAAAAGUGACUUAGAGCUUUACAGCCUUUUUAAAACACUAAGCGAAUGCCCCCACCUGUCCGUCGACAACGCCCCCUAUCGCGCAGAAGCGUCACAGCGCACGCGCGGCGUCACAUAACGCGACCCGACACCGAGAGGCGCUGAGGACUUUGUGUUUUUUUUUUUCAAAUAUUUUCUCUUAGUUUGCGUAGCCCGAAAGUGUAUCAAAUUCCCAGAGUAGUAGUGAAAUAAUAUUCAAACCAGGGUGGUCGUCUGCCCGCCACACGGACGAUUCGUCGGACUGUCUUGGUUCUGUGAACCGAUUUUUUACAUCGUCAUCGUCAACAGCGGGUGAUUUAUGAGCGCGCAUUUACUUACGAAAGUUCGUUUCUGGGUCCAUCUUACCGCGCGAUCGAAAGAAAAAAAACGGUGUCGUGGUAACCUUUGAAAUCUAUUGCGGAGGUUAUUACGACGGCGUUUUUUUUCUUCUUUUGAUCGAACGGUACUUUGAAAAGUUGCCUGCAAGGUAGUGUACCUUGAAAGCAUUUUGUUUUAUUAUUAUUAUUAAUUUUUUUAAUGUUCUAAUUUAGAAAUAGACUAAGAAAACCGCUUUUUGUUCCUAUUGGAAAUCGAUAAAAUGAAAUAUAUAAGUUAUUUCAA